Arvicanthis niloticus (Nile rat) is the source of this 3674-nucleotide messenger RNA. RefSeq names its product tudor and KH domain containing (gene Tdrkh). Lineage: Eukaryota; Metazoa; Chordata; Mammalia; Rodentia; Muridae. The record is from RefSeq and is a predicted model, not a curated record. Gene Ontology annotation, cellular component: P granule. Gene Ontology annotation, biological process: spermatogenesis; piRNA processing; P granule organization. Gene Ontology annotation, molecular function: RNA binding.
CGGGGCAAGCGGCUGCUGAAAAGCCGCCCGGUAGGCGGCUGCGCCGAGGAAGCGACGGGGCGGUGGCGGCGCGGGUGAGGUGCGAGGCUAAGUGCAGAGCGCGCAACACUGGAGGAGCGGAUGUUAAGUCAGAUUAUAGCAGAAAAUGUCCACCGAACGAACUUCAUGGACAAACUUGUCCACUAUUCAGAAAAUAGCCCUCGGCCUUGGAAUUCCAGCAAGUGCAACAGUUGCCUAUAUCCUGUAUCGUCGAUAUAGGGAAAGCAGAGAAGAGAGAUUGACAUUUGUUGGAGAAGAUGACAUUGAGAUAGAGAUGCGAGUUCCCCAGGAGGCUGUGAAGCUCAUCAUUGGUCGACAAGGAGCCAAUAUUAAACAGUUGCGGAAACAGACAGGCGCUCGAAUCGAUGUGGACACAGAGGAUGUAGGCGACGAGCGAGUGCUGCUUAUCAGUGGUUUUCCUGUCCAGGUGUGCAAGGCCAAAGCAGCAAUCCAUCAGAUCCUGACAGAGAACACUCCAGUGUUUGAGCAACUCUCUGUCCCCCAGAGAUCUGUGGGCAGAAUCAUAGGGAGAGGCGGUGAGACGAUUCGCUCUAUCUGUAAGGCUUCUGGAGCCAAAAUCACUUGCGACAAAGAAUCAGAGGGAACAUUACUACUCUCGAGACUUAUAAAAAUCUCAGGAACACAGAAGGAAGUGGCAGCAGCUAAGCAUCUGAUACUGGAGAAAGUUUCAGAAGAUGAAGAACUUCGGAAGAGAAUUGCCCAUUCUGCAGAAACCAGAGUCCCACGAAAGCAGCCAAUCAGUGUGAGAAGAGAGGAAGUGACAGAGCCUGGUGGAGCUGGAGAAGCAGCUUUAUGGAAAAAUGCCAAUUCUAGCAUGGGACCAGCUGCACCCCUGGAAGUUCCUCUCCGAAAAGGAGGUGGUGAUAUGGUUGUUGUAGGACCAAAAGAAGGUUCCUGGGAGAAACCUAAUGAUGACAGCUUUCAGAAUUCUGGUGCCCAGAGUAGUCCAGAGACGUCCAUGUUUGAAAUUCCCAGUCCUGACUUCAGUUUCCAUGCUGAUGAGUACCUAGAAGUCUACGUUUCUGCUUCUGAACACCCUAACCACUUCUGGAUCCAAAUCAUUGGUUCCCGCAGCUUACAGUUGGAUAAACUUGUCAGUGAGAUGACCCAGCACUAUGAGAAUAGUCUGCCGGAAGACUUGACUGUGCAUGUAGGAGACAUUGUAGCAGCACCUUUAUCUACAAAUGGUUCCUGGUAUCGAGCCCGAGUUCUUGAAACCUUGGAAAAUGGAAACUUGGACCUCUACUUUGUUGACUUUGGAGAUAAUGGAGAUUGCCCACUCAAGGAUCUCAGGGCUCUCAGGAGUGACUUCCUAAGCCUCCCAUUUCAAGCAAUAGAGUGCAGUCUGGCACGGAUUGCCCCCUCAGGUGAAGAGUGGGAAGAGGAAGCUCUAGAUGAGUUUGACAGACUCACUCACUGUGCUGACUGGAAGCCCCUAGUGGCCAAAAUUUCUAGCUAUGUCCAGACUGGAAUCUCAACUUGGCCAAAGAUCUACUUAUAUGAUACCAGCAAUGGGAAGAAACUUGAUAUUGGGCUAGAAUUAGUUCGUAAAGGAUAUGCAGUUGAACUUCCUGAAGACAUGGAAGAAAACAGAACUGUCCCAGAUAUGUUGAAGGACUUGGCCACAGAAACAGAUGAUUCUCUUGCAAGCAUACUCACUGAGACAAAAAAGAGCCCUGAAGAGACACCACAUACCCUGUCCUGCCUCAGCUUAUCAGAAGCUGCCUCUAUGUCUGGUGAUGAUAACCUUGAAGACGACUUACUCUGAAGCCUGGGCUUCAGCUGCUGGAUCAGCCCUCUGCUUUGCUGUGGUGUGGUGCCAGAGAGAAGUCUAUGACAGAGAAAUCCACGAAGCUCUUUACUUCAUGUGGCAUGGCUUGCUGUGGAUCAAAUUCAUUUUCUGUUUCAUUGGAUCUACCAGAAAGUGACAGACGGAGACAAAUGGAGACAGAUUUCUCCACCUCACUCCUCUGGUUCCUCCCCUAUCUUUCAGUGUUUGAAUGCUGCUGUGUAACUCUCAGCCUCUUCAUAUCAGGUUCAGUUCCCUCUGCCAGUAAUAAUUUGCAUUACUGCUGGGCUAUGUUCUUUUUGAGGCUGGGAAACAGCCAAGGUUUGAGCAUUGAAGGAUGAUUCUGCAGAUUUCUGACUCACCUUAUCAGGUGACUGUAGUUAUAGGCAGUAUUUGGUGGACUCAGAAGACUGCAGUUGCCAGGAGAUAAGGCAAAACUCAGCAUAAAUAUAUUUAAAAGCCUCAUAAAGGGGGGAAGAGAGUACUACCUCUCACCCUCAGUUGCUGAGGUUAUUCAAGACAAGUUUUUUUGAAACAGUCCUCCAGCUAUUUCUUUGUGAAUUUUAGUUAAAAAUACAACUAGAGGGGAGAAGCAACUUAGGAAAUGUUGUAAACUGCAAAUAUCUGUCUCUGUAUACACACAACUAGACAGAGAAUGAAUGUAUAGUUCUGCCUACGUAAUUUGGGGAAUUGUUUGCUAAAUAAAGUUCUCAAAAAAAAUUAUCCAAAACCACAUACUCAGUUACAACUUGGAAGUAGGGCUGUGGGUAAAGUUUCUUCUGAGUAAGCCUUGGUAGUAAUUGCGAGUGCCUCACAUUACAGAGACAUCCUGAAACAAAUGUCCUUCCCAUACAAGCAUCCACACGCUUCCCCUAAAGUCACUGCAGAAGUCCACUACUCCCACAGAACCAUAACCAGUUUCAACUAUGUACACAAAACCUACUUACACUGUAAGAGGCGGCCUGUAUUAGGAUUCUAGAAAUCUGGGUUCCAGAAGUAGGUCUUCAAUAUAAACUUACUUUCCUUCUAGCAUCUUUCCAUUGCUGACAGUAUUGAAAGACACCACUGAGACUUGUGACAGUACCUAAAAUUAAAUACAAAUGCACAAUGAUACAACAAAUGAACUUGGUAAAUCUAAAAUGAACACAUGGAUGCCUCAUACAGACUUCUUUAAACUCUAGGGUUAGUAGCCAUGCCUGGUAUCCCAGGCCUAUACCCAGCUACACUUUGAGGCCAAGGCAAGAGAGUGAAAGUUAAAGGCCGUGCCUGAGCAACUAGUAAGAUGCUGUCUCAAAAAGAGGCUAUGGAUGUACCUCAGUGGUGUGGUACUUCUGUGUCAUUUACAACAUCCCAAAUUGGCUGAAAGACAUCAAGGAAGGGGCAGUUUGAGCAUCUCUUAUACUCCUAAAGCCUAGACAGACUCCUAUUAAUGUUCCAGGUUCUGGCUGUAGUGAACCAUUGAAGUGUGUACAUAACAGACUCUGGAGGCCAUUUUGUCUCUAGUUUCCUUGGUGCUUCUUUCCCUCAGGGAUGGAGGUCAUAAGACCUGCAGUUCAUUGUGUAAAAAGCCUAUUAAAACCAAUUAUGUGGGCCUGAAAAGAUGCUCAGAGGUUAAGAACACUGUGUGCUCUUAUAGAAAACACAGGUUCCAAUCCCAGCACGUACAUGGUAGCUCACAACCAUCUUUUAAUUCUAGUCACAGGGGACCUAGUUCUCUCUUCUAACCUCUGUGUUCGCCAAGUAUGCAUGUGGUGUACAUAUAUGCAUGUAGGCAAAACAUGUCUAAAAUUUUUUUAAAAUUAAAUACAAUUAUGGUAUACACCUA